Molecule: messenger RNA, 6639 nt
Organism: Carcharodon carcharias (great white shark)
Lineage: Eukaryota; Metazoa; Chordata; Chondrichthyes; Lamniformes; Lamnidae
Gene: ibtk
Product: inhibitor of Bruton agammaglobulinemia tyrosine kinase
Exons: 28
Coding region: 582-4604 (1340 amino acids)
Biological process (GO): negative regulation of protein phosphorylation
Cellular component (GO): nucleoplasm; cytoplasm
Molecular function (GO): protein tyrosine kinase inhibitor activity; protein kinase binding
Source: RefSeq, a predicted model, not a curated record
GGGGUGCGUGUUGGUGCUGGUACAGACGGUUGGUUCAGUCGGAGCCCAGAGAGGAGCAGCAGCCGAGUUUGUGAUUAUGGUUCCCGGCAGCGUAUCCCCAGCUCAGUCCAGCGCCACCGCCCUCUUCAGCGCCCGUUUCAACUAGCGAGCGGUGACACUUACAAUUAUGGAGGCUUAAGCAAGAAAAGAGUUGUGGGGGAGCUUCCCUUCCCCUAUGGUGGCUGACUUCGGAGGAAUGAUAUUCAAGAGAGUGUGAUGGAUAUAUUUUGACCGAAAGUUUACAACAGUUUUUAUUUUCCAGAAAUAUUAUAAUUAAAUUUCUAUUUUUGUCUAUUUAAUUGCAACAAAGUGCCAUAUAUUAUAGAUAGUGUUUUAUACCUUGAAGGAACAGUUCCUUGAACUAAACCAGCACUGUUCUCAUGUACUGAACUAAUGUAACGAAGGCUAGAGGAUUGCUAGAGUGCAGUGUUUUUAAACACAAGCACAAAUCUAGCACUGAUGGUACAGCUGCCAGGCAACUAAGUUCCGUAGCCUUCAACAGAAAUUUAAGACUUUUUGAAGACCUAGAAAGUGGGAACAGAAUGAAUUUGGUGACUGCUGACUGCACUCCAAAGUGCCGCUCUCUGCAGCAUGCCCUUGACAUGAUUUCAGUGAUGACUAAGGGAACUGAAGGUCAAAGUAAAGCCUUCCUUUCAUCUUAUUGCUAUAAUGCAGCUUCCCUGAAAGAUAGUUUUGGCAGAACAGUUCUACACAUGGCUGCGUCUUGUGGUAAAAAAUCUGUUUUGGAUUGGCUUCUUGAAAAGAAAAGGGCUGAUCAUUCCGUGAAGGAUAAGGAAUCUGGAUGGACAGCUCUGCACAGAAGUAUAUUCUAUGGACACAUUGAUUGUGCUAUGUUUCUUCUCAAGCAUGGGAGUAGUCUAUAUGUACAGGAUAAAGAAGGGUUAUCUAUACUCGACUUGGCCAUGAAAGAUAGACCAUCACAUGUGAUUUAUCGAAAGACUGAUCCCACUGAAGUCUAUACCUGGGGUAACAACACUAAUUUUACUCUUGGUCACGGAAGCCAACAAAGCAAGCAUCAUCCUGAGCUUGUAGACUUCUUCUCCAGGUCAGGGAUCUACAUUAAGGAGGUUGUGCUUUGCAAAUUCCAUUCAGUAUUCCUUUCCCAAAAAGGUCAAGUGUACACCUGUGGCCAUGGCCAAGGAGGGCGUCUUGGACAUGGAGAUGAACAAACGUACCUUGUUCCCCGAAUGGUGGAAGGUUUAGCCAGCCAUCGUUGUUCUCGGAUGGCAGCUGCAAAGGACCAUACAAUUGUUUUGACAGAAGAUGGAUCCAUUUUUACUUUUGGACUGAACACUUACAAUCAGCUGGGUAUUGCACCUCCACCAGCCAACAGUAGCAUACCAAGACAGGUUCAGUCCAAAACCCUUAAAGGAAGAACUGUGAUUGGAGUUGCUGUGGGACGAUUUCACACUGUUCUGUGGACAAGGGAAGCGCUGUAUACCAUGGGUCUGAAUGGUGGCCAGCUUGGUUACUUAAUGGACCCUAAUGGGGAGCGAUGUGUGCUUGCACCUCGUCAAGUAUCAGCUUUGCAUCAUAAGGAUAUAGUGAUAUCUCUAGCAGCAGCAAGUGAUGGAGCCACAGUGUGUGUUACGGAAAGAGGAGAUGUUUACCUGUUGACAGGCUAUCAAUGCAAGAAAAUUGCUUCCAGGCAGUUAAACUUGAAGAAAGUUCUUGUUACUGGUGGACACCUGGAUCAUAAAGUUGACCCUCAGGUACUUAAUGAGGGAGGAGGUGAAAAUAUUUGCAUACUUGCCCUGGAUGAAGCAGGCAGGGUGUUUUGUUGGCGAUCUUCAAGCUGCUUCAUUAAACAGUGUCGUUGGGCCUAUGGGCGACAGGUCUUCAUGUCGGACAUUGCCCUGAGCAAGAAUGAAAUGAUUUUUGUAACACAAGAUGGAGAUGGGUUUACAGGGCAUUGGACUGGAGCAGAAAAGACAAAUUCAGAAAAGAAAGAGGAAUUUUCCAACAUUCUGCAAAGUUCUUUGGACCAGUUUGUUAACACAGCAGGAAUGAGCAACAACUUGUAUGAAAGGAUUAAGCUUGAAAAGCUUCCUUGUGUUCAUCGUGCCGUUUCUGUUACCAUGGAUUUGAAUGGGCGCAACUUUGCUAUUUUACAAUCUGACCCGAAAACUAGCCUAUAUGAAAUUCCAAAUGUGUCUUCCUCAAGUCUUAAUGAAGACUUCGGCAAACUACUCAGGGAGGCCACUGAAACUGACAGUAUCCAUGAUAUCACAUGUCAAGUUGGCAAUCAGAUUUUUCCCAGUCACAAGUAUAUCCUGGCCAUGCGAUCUGACUAUUUUCGAAAGCUUUUCUUUCCUGAUGGAGAAAACGUUGAAAUCCCUGAUGCCCAACUACAGGAAGAUGAUGCAGUGGGAUGUGACUUGUACAUUCUGGAUAAGAUUCAGGCCGACUUGUUUGCCAAUAUUUUGCAGUUUAUAUAUACAGAUACCUGUGACUUGCUAACUGACGGCUACAAACCAAAAAUCCACUGCAAAGAUAAAAUAGAAACUUAUCAAGAUCCACUGAUAUCCAAAUUGGAAGGAUCUAUGCAAAAGUUCAGCUUUUGUGAAGAAGUAAAAGGAAAAUCUGCAUCUGAGGUUUAUGAAAACCAGCCAUGUAAGAAACCGAAUACCAAAAGUAAAAACAGCAAAAAGACCAGAAGGCUUAAUGAAGAGGCUAAUCCAGUUAAAAUGCUGCAGGUUAUGGCAAAAAAAUUUGGUCUCGCCAGUCUAUCUGCAAGAUUAGAUGGGGUCAAAUUGGAAAAUUGGAAGAUAAAAGUUGUGCAUAAGAAAGGUGGAAGCAAAUUGAAAUUCAGUCAAAAGAAGUGCUCUUAUUUGUGUGAUGUAACUUUGAGAUCAGAAGAUGGAAAAGAAUUCGUCUGCCACAAAUGUGUGCUAUGUGCUAGACUUGAAUAUUUUCACAGAAUGCUGAGUAAUGCCUGGAUUGAGGCUUCUUGUUGCACAGCAUUGGAAAUGCCCAUCCAUUCUGACAUUUUGGAGGUUAUUUUGGAUUAUAUUUAUACUGGUGAAGCUCCAGCUGUUAAAGAAUCACAGGAUGUGGAGUUUAUUUGUAAUGUGCUCGUGGUGGCCGAUCAGCUUCUUAUCAGUCGCCUCAAGGAGAUUUGUGAAGUGGCUAUUACAGAAAAAUUAACUUUGAAAAAUACUUCAGAACUUUUGGAGUUUGCCGCAAUGUACAAUGCUGAACAAUUAAAGCUGUCCUGUCUACAAUUCAUAGGUCUAAAUAUGGCAGCUUUGCUUGAAGCAAGAUCUCUGGACAUUCUUAGUGAUGAAGUGCUGAAGGAGCUCUCAGUUUCUUAUCGGAAUAUGAUUCCAGCCAUGCAAAAUAGGAUCAUCACUCCUUAUCCAGGUGGCCCAGACAUCAGUUCCCUUGGCGAAGAGAUUGAUGAUAACUCUGUAGCCAGUAAAAUUGAAUUGGACAUUGAACAAUCUUCCAAAGAAAUGCUUCUCAAAAAGGCAAAAGUAAAAGCAAAAAAAAAGCAGAGACGGCGCUCGGACAGUUCAGGAGGAUACCAUUUAUCAGAUCUCAUUCAGAGCCCAACUUCAACAGAUUUGCAAAGACCUGCUAAAACUAAUUCAGUGGAAUCCCUGCAGGAGAUGUUGAUGUCUGAUUCUGAAGGCAGCUAUGCUGGUGGAGUAGCCAGUCCCAGAGAGUUAGCUUCACCUGAUUUUUCAGCUGGAUUCUGCCAAGAGAAAUUGGAGAUUGAUGAAAGAGCCCAUGUUUCUGAGAUGAAAAAUCCAACUGAAGAGGCAAAAAUGAAUGAAAAAAUAUGGACAUCUAAGAGAGAAUCUAACCCAAAGCCCAUUCCUAGAUCCAACUCUGGAAGUGCUACUGGCUGGGUGACCAGCUCUUUCAGUCCUGCAAGUCCUCCCACUGGUGGCCUACGAGCUAUCAUGGAAAUGGAAGAAAAUAUGCAAAAAUGUGUAACUGCACCAAAGACUAAUGCAAGUGGGAAUAAAUCAAUGUGCCAUGGAGUGAAGCUUUCUCAGAAACAGAGAAAGAUGAUUGCCAUGGCAGCUAAGGAGCCAUGUACAAACAGCAGACUGGACAGCACACCUGUGAAAUCAAAUCUGACUACAUUAACCCCAUCAAAGACAGGAAAUGCUUGGGUGACUCCAUUCAAUGGACUCUCCUCCCCAAAAUCAUUCCGUGACCUACUGGUGGAAGAAAAGUCGUCAGAAAAAGCAGAUGACUCCCUGCCUUCCAGCUCAUGGGAAAAUAAUUCUAAACAACAAGAGCAGCCUAGCAACAAAUAUGAGCAACCUACCAGCCCUUGGUUAAUGACAGUUGCUAAAAGCCCACCAGCAAUGACUCCAAUCACUUUUGCAGCUAUAGUGGAGGAGGAACGUCAGCAAGAAGCUGCACUUGUGAAGAGCAGGGAGAAACCGCUGGCUUUGAUUCAGAUUGAGGAACGUGCUAUCCAGGAUUUGCUAAUCCACUACCAAGCCUGUGACAACCCUGAGGAAUUCAUUAUGAUAGAUAGAUCGCCACAAGGGCCCAUAGCAACCCCAAUAUGGAGUAAACACUGAUUCUGGAGUUAACAAUAACAUAUGGUUUGAAAUUAAAUUGGUCAGUGCUUGCUCUGAAAAGGUUGCAUUUUCAAAAGGGCAGAGGAACAAAAGAAUUGCUCCUUUCUCUAGCAGAUCAACUAUUGCGUUUGACCUCCAGUGCUGCUGAGGCAAUAUUUUCAUUUGGAAUAUAUAUUUUUAGAUACCUUCUUCAUUAGCACAGUAAAUAAGAAUUUGAUAUAUCAAGUGCUGAUCAGAUAUUGGUAUUUUGUUUUCUCUCCACUUCCCCACCUCACACAUUUUCCAAGUACUGUAUAUUUUUAGUUGCAACUAUGCAAAGUUGGUGGCAGAGAAUUCCUACAGGAAAAAAUUAUGUUUUGGGAGGGGAAGCUGAAGUAUCUAUUAUUGAGUCAAUUAGAAAACAUAGGUACUAUUAAGAUCUAAAUUAUUUUAAUGAGCCACUACAUCUUUAAAUUAAUAGCGAUGAGAGGAACAUCUGGCCUAUUACUUUAGUUUCUUGGCCAAUUCCAGCUUUUGUUUAAAAAGUACAACACUGAGUAGGUUUAAUGGAUAGAGAACCAACAAAAAUUUGAUUUUUCAGUUCAUCACUGCUGUCAUAGGGAGGUAUGGAGAUCAGAUGUCUGAUCCACAGGAAAGGGAAAAAUCUACUGUAUGUACCUCUUGACACCUGAAUGAAAGCGUUGUUGGAGGUGUAGCCACAAGUCGACCAUUCUCUAAAUUACAGUUGGUAAAAGGAAAGUGAAAAAAAAUUCAUACAGUGAUCCAGCAAUAAGUGUCACAGAAUCACUUGCAACUACAUUUAAAAACUCAUGGAAUCUACUGAGGACCAGCAUUGCUUGCUGAUGUUGGGGAACCACACGUACAGGUCUGUCUGGUGGAAUGCUAGUUUUUACUGCCACCCAAAGCCUUUAAAUAGUGUCAAAAAUGAGGAAGAUUCAAUUAUUAUACAACAGCACACAAAAUCUCCAAUACUGUCAGUACUUUCUAUACAGAGCAGCAAAGUCAAUCUAAGACCAGUGGCAAUAGCAUAAUAUUCUUCCCAUUGCAGUUAGUUUAAACUAAAUUUAGAUUAAACUCCAUCGACAGCCAAUAUCACCAAAGUUGUUUUUGCCAUUAUAGGUCUGGUCCAGGCAAGCUGCACAGAUUAGCCUGCCUGCCGACAGACUUGAGAUGGCAGACCUCAACUUGAUGACUGUAUUGGUUGCUGUUUAUGCUUGGCACGAGCGGAAAAUAGUGAGUACAAAUUCAAAGUGAAAGCCUCCCUUGAGCAGCAAUGCCUUCGACAGCAGUGGCUUUGCUUUUUUUUUAAACUUAACAAGAUUAGACAGCAAUUAUGCAAUCAGAUGCAUCCCUGCUGACUCCCAUGUUGAAAUGAUAUUGUACUAGUACAGCUCAAACAUUUAUAUUGGUUUUGUAGUGCUGAAAUGAAUUUCUAAUGAGAAAUCUGUUAACAUAAAGUAAUACUGUGCAUGAAACAGGGAGAAGCAUUUUAGCAUUUAUUUUGCUGGUGCACAUUUGAAGUUUUGAACUAACACUGAGUCUCUAGUAGAUUUGAACAUAAUACCAAAUGCUAGAUUUGGUUUUUUUUAAGCUGUUGUGGUGCCUAGCUUUCCCACUAUGUACGUUAUUUGAAACAACAAAGUUUAUUUGUGUUUGAAAGGCCUUACUGUAGCUGAGUGAUUAGGCAAUAUUGGAACUGCAUGAUUUGUUUGCAUUUGCACAACUGAGAUUGGAGCUGUUGACUUUCCUGUUUGUCAAAACUGGUGUGUGAUUUUGCGCUCUAGCAAGUAAAAUAUCUGUUACUUGUAACGGAUCACUUGGAAAAUUAAACUUAACCACUUGGAAGGAGUGUCACCAUUUAAAAGAUAAAUUAAUGGGGGGGGUUGGGGAGAAGGGCAAACAAAAGUUAAGAUUCUGUGUACAUGAUCCUUCGCUGUUUAAAAAGGAAAUGUGUUUUCAUCAUGUUCAUGGAGUUUAGCCACGAUGAUGGCAAGUUAGAGAAAAAUGGAAGCAAUAAAUGUGUAUCUGACUUGAA